UAUUGUUGUGCCAUUGUUUGCGCCCUUUACACGUGGCGACGGGAACCAGCCCAUCUCAUAAUCACCACCAGAGCAAGUCCUGAGAUCGUCUGCAGCAAAGGUCCCAGUCGAGACAGGCGGGAACUCCAACUUUCAAAAAUGUCAGAGAAGCUCUCCUCUUCCGAUGGUGCUCCGGCCGAGACGCCACAGCAUCAUCCGGAGCUGGUGACCAAGGGAGACGAUGGCGUCGUCCUGGCAAGCGAGGCAGACGCCGAGCUGUUAGCCAAGAUGGGAUACAAGCAGGAGCUGAAGCGGAACUUCUCGACGCUUGAGGUCUUUGGCAUUGCCUUCUCCAUCAUGGGCCUCCUCCCCUCCAUCGCCAGCACCCUCGCCUUCUCCCUUCCGGCUGGACCGGCAGGGAUGGUAUGGUCGUGGUUCCUGGCUAGCGGCUGCAUCUUUGUCGUCGGCCUGGCCAUGGCAGAUCUGGGGAGCGCGAUGCCUACCAGUGGUGGUCUAUACUGGUGGACGCACUACUUUAGCUCGCCCAAGACGAGGAAUUAUCUGUGCUUCUUGGUGGGGUAUAGUAAUACCCUGGGUCUGGUCGGUGGACUAUGUUCUAUCAAUUACGGAUUUGCCCUCAUGUUUUGUGCAGUCAUCGUCAUCUCGACGGAUGGCUCAUGGACUCCAAGCAAUGGGAUUGUAUACGUUGUGUUUAUGAUUUGCACACUUACGCAUGGCAUACUCGCGUCUCUUCUGACCAAGAUCAUGAAUAAGCUCCAGACGUUUGCGGUUUUUCUAAACAUCGCCCUGAUCGUCUCUACUAUCAUUGCACUUCCAGUGGGGGUGGCCAACAGGCGCAACGACGGGCACUUUAUAUUUGCCACCGUGGAGAACCUCACAACCUGGCCCACGGGCUGGGCUUUCAUGCUCGCAUGGCUGUCGCCCAUCUGGACCAUCGGGGCUUUCGACAGCUGCGUCCACAUGAGCGAGGAAGCCAGCAAUGCUGCCAAGGCUGUGCCACUGGGCAUCCUCAGCUCGAUCGGCAUGUGCUGGGGUCUGGGUUUCGUGAUUGUCAUUGUGCUCGCUGCUUGCAUUGACCCGAACAUCGAGAACGUGCUAGGCAGCUCGUUUGGGCAGCCUAUGGCUCAGAUCUACUACGAUGCAUUAGGGAAACAGGGGGCCAUGGGCUUUAUUGCAUUCCUGUUCAUCGUACAGUACCUCAUGGGAUACUCUAUCACGAUAGCCGCCUCACGGCAAAUGUGGGCGUUCUCUCGAGAUGGCGCUCUGCCUUUCUCGUCCUUCUUCCGCCGCAUUUCCAAAACAUUUGGCUACAUCCCACUCCGAGCAGUCUGGGGCGCUGUAUUUGCUGCCAUCAUACUGGGCCUCCUGUGCCUGAUCGCCCCAGCCGCCGCGUCGGCCCUGUUCAGCCUGGCGGUUGCUGGCAACAACCUGGCCUGGGGCAUUCCGAUAUUCGCACGUGUUGUGUGGGGAAGGGGAAAAUUCACACCAGGCGCCUUCUAUACCGGGAACAAGUUCAGUGUCCCCAUCGCGUGGGCUGCUGUUACUUUCCUGGUAUUUGGCAUCAUGCUGGCGAUGUUCCCUGUUGGAGGGCCAGAUCCCACCCCCGAGUCCAUGAACUACACAGUGGUCGUGAACAUGGCGGUCUGGGGAGGAUGUUCUGUCUAUUACUUUGCCUUUGCUAAGAAGUGGUUCGUUGGCCCCAAGUCGACGGUGGUAGAGAUUGAAGGUGUGACUGGGCAUGCUUUGACUGACCCACAGACGGAUGGGCUUGUAAAUGAGCUCGAAGAGAAUGGGCAGACGGAGAAGGUAGCCGUUGCCAAGGAGUGAAUAUUUGGGGGCCUUAAUAGACCUAGAGGGGCUCUCAUUGCAGUGACAGCAGCUAUGCGCGACAAGAGAUCUCGCGCACAGCCUUUGUCGAGCACCUAAGCGG
Messenger RNA from Diaporthe batatas, 1930 nucleotides. RefSeq lists its product as uncharacterized. Gene Ontology annotation, cellular component: membrane. Gene Ontology annotation, molecular function: transmembrane transporter activity. NCBI's taxonomy places the organism in Eukaryota, Fungi, Ascomycota, Sordariomycetes, Diaporthales, Diaporthaceae. The record is from RefSeq and is a predicted model, not a curated record. Bases 139 to 1827 code for a protein of 562 amino acids. Gene Ontology annotation, biological process: transmembrane transport. The transcript has 5 exons.